Cetraspora pellucida is the source of this 968-nucleotide messenger RNA. The record is from the annotation of a GenBank genome assembly. NCBI's taxonomy places the organism in Eukaryota, Fungi, Glomeromycota, Glomeromycetes, Diversisporales, Gigasporaceae.
AUGAAAGUGUCACAAAAAUUCUAUCGCUGGUUCGAAAAACAUUACAAAAACAUUCCAUAUUACCUUUACACUUUAUUCGCUUUUAAAAUUCUUUUAAAGUUGGAAAACAUCGGAUAUAAAAAUCUAUCAGUUAGCGAUCUCGAAAACAGUCUAGAACAUGUGGAAAGACUUCUCCGUAAGCUAGAAUCGAAUAGACUUUCAGAAUUGCCAAUAUAUUUUAAAGGUCGAGAACUAAUAAUCUCCAAGAAUGGAUGUUUUAAGAAUUUACAAGCAAGUUCAUUACUAAGUUUUAUGCUCGCUCAAUUGAUGGAUGAGGUUGAUAGAGCUGGAAAGUAUUGGGCGUAUGGAACGAAAAAAAUUGAAUGUGAAAUUGGUACAUCAAAUAUCCACGAAACUGAAUCAGAAUUUUCAUUUUAUCCUGAAAAUAUAUUCCGAUGGUUAAAGAGAUUCAAAAGUAGUAGAAAAUCAUCUUUUCGUGCAAUUAUUGAAGAACAAGUUUCGAUAUUGUAUGGAGUUGGAGACACAAUUGAACAUAUAGUUAUGUUGCAAACCCAUUUACGAAAUGGAAUUGAUCCAUUUUUGGAGUUUGGAAAAAAGAAACCUACACAAGAAGAUGCAGAUAUUUGGUUAAUUAUGGUAUAUACGACCAGUAAACUUUUGGAAAAACUCGAAAAGGAUAUGAUGACAAUUGAAGAACCAAGAAUUUGCUUUAUUUACAAACAAUUAGUUAACGAUUUAAAUCCAUUUUUAAAAUCGAUUCGAGAGACUGCAAUUGAUAAACGAUGGAAGGAAUCAGAAUUAAUUGAAGAUUAUCUACAAUACCCAAAUGAUAAAUUAAUUGAAGAUUAUCUACAAUACCCAAAUGAUAAACUAAUUGAACAUAAAAAUUUGCAAUAUACACACGAUGAACUAUUUGAGGAACAUAAUCCAGAACAUUCAUAUGAUGGAGAGAAGACAUAUCCGAAUAU